CAUGUAAAAUUUCUGCCCGCGUAUCAAGCGUCACACACAGCCAGAGUAUCAUGCAACUCCUCUUCCAACCGGAAAAAAAAUCUGCAAUGCUCUCUCUGGUUCAAACCUGUAGACGAUUUUCUGAGCAUCCGAACUCGAAAACUCGCAGACGAGCGGGAAAAUGGCAGCAGCUUCAGCUUCAAAAGCAUCAUCCUCUCUCUCCCUCAAAGAAUACCUCAAGAAAUACGAAAACCCCAGCGAAGAUCCCGCCACAAAGAAAAAGAAAAAGAAGAAGCCAGCCAAACACGAUUUGAUCGGAGCCGUUCGUGUCGUCGACGAAGAUCCCAUCUGGCAGAAACCCAUAACGCUUGAAGAAGAAGAAGACUCUGAUUCUGCUGAGGAAGAGAAGCCCCAAGUAGAUGAAGAUAUUGAAGUGAAGCGGAUGAAGAGACUGGAGGAAAUCCGAUCCCGACGGUCUUAUCUUGCGAUUUCCGAUGACGGAAGUGGCUGGGUUCCGAUUUUGGAUGCAUCCAGACGUUCAAGUUCUGGAACAGGGGCUCCGGAUCUGUCCCCACCUCGUCAAGUGCGGUCCCACUUCAACACUUCCUCGUCUGGAGAUGAGGGGAAGCCAUUGGAUCCCAGUGGUGAAGCUUUGGAUUUGAGUCCACCACGUCAGCGGCGAGCCCGUUAUGACACUCCCUCACCAGAACCCGGACCGCAUCCAACAAACUCCGUCAGCCCAGACGGUGAUUUGUCCCCGCCUCGACACUCCCAUCCUAAAACAGUGUCAUCGGAUGCAAAAAGGGAUAAUUUAGGAAGACACGACUCCCUAAACCUCUCUCCGCCUCGAAGGGGUCAUCGCGGCUCAUUAGAAGACCCCAAACCAUCAGGCUCAAUUAGCCCGAAUCGUGAUUUGUCACCGCCACGACGUUCCCGUCGUCAAACGGAAACUCUAGAUCUCAAAAGCAAGAAUUCAGAAAGACAUGGCUCACCAGGUCUCUCCCCGCCGCGAAAACAUCAACGCCAUUCAGCAGAACCCAACCCAAAGGCAUCAGGAAGACGUGACUCACCAGACCUCUCACCGCCUCGACGCUCCCGUCUUCAUAAGACUUCUUCAGAUUCCAUAGGGAAGAAUUCGGAAAGGCCCAACUCACUGGACCUAUCUCCCCCUCGACGUUCCCGGCCUCCUACAGUGCCAUUAGAUUUCAAGAGGAAGAAUUCUGAGAGACCUGAAUCGCAGGAUGUCCCUCCUCCUCGAUGGGGUCGUCAUCAUUCGCCAGAAGUUGAUGCCUCUCGUGCUUCUUCUGAGGUAGGCCUUUCUCCUCCCAGGGGCAGGAAGGAUUCUUCUUCUGUCAAAGAGGCAAGAAGGUCAGGUUUGUUCUCUAAGCAGGAUUUCAAGGAAGAGACUGACAGAAAGAGGAAGGAGUUGGCAGGGUUUUCUGCAAUUGAUCCGUCUGUAAGUGGAAGAGGUGCAGAACCUGUUUACCGGGAUAAACUCAGCGGUAAUCGUUUGUCAAAGGGUGAGUUCUUGAAAUUACAACAAGGAGAAGAAAAGCCCAAGGAGAAGAAGUUGGAGUGGGGCAAAGGCUUAGCUCAGAAGCGGGAAGCUGAAGCAAGGGAGCUUGAGUUAGAAUCAGAAAAAGACAAACCAUUUGCGCGGACGAGAGAUGAUCCCGAACUUGAUAAAAUGUUGAAAGAGAGGGUUAGAUGGGGUGAUCCAAUGGCACACCUGGUCAAGAGGAAGCAGCCUGAUCUGCUUCUGGAAGAUUUGGGGGAUGAUGAGAAGAUGAAAGAGUCAGGUUUCUUGAUUCCUCAGACGAUUCCAAGCCACAGUUGGAUUACAAGGGGAAUAGAUCCUGCUGCAAACCGAUAUGGUAUAAGACCAGGACGACACUGGGAUGGAGUCGACCGUAGUAAUGGAUAUGAGAAGGAAAUGUUCAAAAGGCAAAAUGAAAAGCGGGCGACGGAAAGAGAAGCUUAUCUAUGGUCUGUUUCUGACAUGUGACAUGAACAGACAAGAAAAAAGAAUGCUGAAUGGUAUAGUAUGCACUCGGAGAGCCCUCAUAGUUGACACCAGCUACAAUCUUUUGAGCUCUUACCACAGUCAUGGUUGGCCUGAUGGUUUUUUUUUUCUUUUUCUUUUUUCUGAUUUCAAAGAACGGAGCAUUUAAAAAGGAAUUGUUGUACACAGCUUUAUGCAAAAAAGGGUGAGGUGAGAGGGGUUAAUACAACGAACGGGCUGGUGAAUCUUCUCUUUUCAAGCAGAUGUUCAAAUUAGAUGUUAUCCUGGAACAGUACUGUGUGAUUACGCCAGGAAUUUUGUCAUGUAUUACAGUGAAUGCAUUCCAGAUGUUUAUAAAGAGUACCUAUCACCUA
Messenger RNA from Magnolia sinica, 2355 nucleotides. RefSeq lists its product as uncharacterized. Gene Ontology annotation, biological process: mRNA splicing, via spliceosome. Lineage: Eukaryota; Viridiplantae; Streptophyta; Magnoliopsida; Magnoliales; Magnoliaceae. Bases 161 to 1984 code for a protein of 607 amino acids. The record is from RefSeq and is a predicted model, not a curated record. The transcript is spliced from 8 exons. Gene Ontology annotation, cellular component: RES complex; U2-type spliceosomal complex. Gene Ontology annotation, molecular function: RNA binding.